CUGCAGCCUCUCCGUGCUGACUGGCACGAGCUGUGGGGUGAAAAGUCCUUUGAUUUUUCGGCUGAUUCGUUUCUGCCGGUCCGCCUCUUGCUAGCCGAUUGCAUCUUCACUGCGACAGCUGUUCGUUGGGACGUGGCCGCACGCCGAUCGACUCUGGACCAGAAGGCGGUCGUCUUCGAGGACAGCAAGGACGACGGGGACGUCGGCCACGACCGGUUCAGACAUGGCUCACCGGAGUUGCUGAUCACCGCCUCCUCGACCAGUGCCAGGAGCCACUACUCCACGGCAGUCGGCGCCGCCGAACUCAGCAACGUCAUCGUCGAGGGUCCCACUGCCGCCGCCUCCGUCUCCGCCACCGACGACGACGACCUCGACCACACUACUACCACCUCACCUGGAGACCGCCGAGCGAUGCACCACUGCUACAAGGAGAUGUGCCGUCUUCUGGACGAGGAAGCUGUGAUCGACCUGCAGGACACGGACGGCAGGUGGCAGAAACUGUCCAUCGUCGAUGCCUUGAAUCAACUCUUGAAGUUGUUCAAAGGAGGAUUUUCUCAGACAGCGCAGACUCAGUACCCCGCUGGAGCGUUCAGUCCGUUGGACGUCAUCCUCAACGCUGUCAAUCUCGGGGAACAGGAGGACCUGGAAUAUGAUGGGGAUAUAAAGUUGAAACUGGACUGCAGCAGCUUGAAGAUCGUCGAAUUCUCGUCAAGAAUCAGUGGUUCUUUGGCUCACAUGAACGAAGAUAUGAAUAUUUCAGAGAUCGUUACAGACUCUGAUUAUUUGAUCAUACGAUGGUUUCUCUACAGAACGAGGUUAUCCAACGCUGCGAAGAGGCAGUUCAGAUGCUUCGCUCGUGUCAAGAUUGACGACUCGUUCUGGCCAUGCGAGAUCAGCAACUGUUUAGUAGAAGGAAACGAGCGAGAAACUGUGCGUUCGAAAGACAAACGAUCUUCAUGUACAAAGUACAAGUUUUUGCUGGCCAACGGAGAUCAGGUCAGCAUGAGCUCAGAAUGGUCACUUUAUAUCAACCCAUGGAAACAGUGUGUUGAUAUGGUCAUCGGUCACCACCGAGUUCUUGAGACUCCACCGAAUCCUAACGUCUUCCAGCCAGCCAAGAAACAACUGGUGAAUGAAGAAGCCAUUCGCGAAAUGGAGCAAAGAAUGAAAAAAAUCUUUUCCAAGGUAAAGCAUUAUCUGGCCGUGAGGCGUAUCUAA
This is a messenger RNA of Soboliphyme baturini, 1218 nucleotides long. The record is from the annotation of a GenBank genome assembly. NCBI's taxonomy places the organism in Eukaryota, Metazoa, Nematoda, Enoplea, Dioctophymatida, Soboliphymatidae.